Molecule: messenger RNA, 14709 nt
Organism: Xyrichtys novacula (pearly razorfish)
Lineage: Eukaryota; Metazoa; Chordata; Actinopteri; Labriformes; Labridae
Source: the annotation of a GenBank genome assembly
AGACAGGAAAGGGCGUGUCUCGUGUCGGAGGUGCCGACGGAUGUUGCUGUUUAGGUUAUAUAAAGAGUAUCUGACAGAUUAGGGAAAAUCUCAUUUUUAUUCCGGGAGGAACACUGACGAUAUGGCUUCCACAGUGCCAAUUAAGGUAAUGUGUUAUCUUUGAUGACUCUGAGGAUUUUACUCACAGCACAUUGUGUGGUUGAAGACGAAGAAACAAGGAAGUCAAUGAGAAAUUCAAGCUAGUUAGUGUAGUUUUUUUUACAGCUUAGAUGAACCUGAAAGUGCGGGAAAAGCUUCUCUCUGUAUUCAUUUUACCAUCAAUAGCUUUAUAUUUUGCAGCCUUGUGCACGUGGUUAAACAGCACGCGCGGGAAGUCAAUGCUAACUGAGCUGAUGCUCUGUGCGCGUGUUUCCUUGAUAGCGGUAUUAUUGGUGAACCCUCUCAGUUCACUGUAUGCACGUGGCCAGGUAGAGUGCACCCUGACAGCUGUAGGAGGACAGUCACACGAAGGAGGAUGAUGGAUGGAGGUCCUACUUUAAAACUGACAGAGUCCUUACCACGCUAUCAACGCUAAUGUAUCCACAAACCUUAAACUUUAUCUUUACUGUUAGAUAUUCUUCCAUGACAAUAUGUAAAUCUGAGUUUCAUGUGGAAAUAACCUGAAAUGGAUGAUGAAAAAUUUAAGUAAUUAUAAUAUGACUGCUGUAAUUCUUGUCAACUAGUUUAAGUUGAAUGAAAAAUUCCAGGUCAACAACAUCUGAAAUGUGAUUCAACAUAGUUCAAAACUUGCUAUCUUUCACUCCAACACACCAUUUUAAUAUGGUCAGUAUAAUGUCAUUUCAAGGCCCAAAGACAUGGAAGAAGACUAAUACUAACCAAAAAUAAGAUUAUUUUUAAUAUGCGUGAUUUUGAGUGAGUGCACAUACGUGUUUAUUUUUGAGGAGUGUAGCUUCAAUACAUGGCAUGUGCUGUUAAACUGUUGGCCAAACUGCACUUCUUUAAAUUAAGGUUUUAUUUUGAAUAUUUCUGUAAAGUACAGUGUCAGUAAAAGUGCUGUUAAGUUGUAACUACAUAUGCAAAUGAGCAUGCGGAUCCCUUGCCUUGGGCAGUACUGUUAACCGACUGUAACUUAAUGUAAACAGGAAAGUAAAUAUGUGUAAAUGCUAAAGCGUAUCUACUUAACUGAGUAAAUAUACUUACCUUUUAACUGCCAGUAAAGUAACAGUUAACAUGUUAAAACACAAACAGCUUGGAGGGAGAAAUAAAUUGAUGGCUUAUGCCAUGUACGCUCAUGAGUUUAACUCCAUAUUUAAGCUGUUUUGUGUAUUUUGUGCCCAAAUUUACAAAAACUUUUGUGUAUUUGUUCGAUAUUGAAAUGUUUGAAAACUUAAUGUAUUCUGAUAACAACUUGAUUUUGUUGUGUGUUGUUGAUUUUGUUUAGAUUGGAAUUAUCGGUGGUUCAGGUCUUGAUGAUCCCGAUAUCCUGGAGGGAAGGACCGAGCGUUAUGUAGACACUCCAUAUGGAAAGGUCAGUUUUAUUUUGUGAUCUUGAGACUUAAAAUGCUCGUUUUUGUAUAUCAUAUUGAUAUAUAAUCAAUCAAUCAAAUAAUCAAACUUUAUUUUUAAAGCACAUUUUAUACAAAGAAUGUAGCACAAAAUGCUGUCCAUUCAAGCAGAAUAUUACAAACAAUGAAAUAAAAUAAAUACAAAUACAAAUACCAAACCCGCUCACCAUUCCAACCUCCAUUCAACACAUACAGCACUCACACAAACACACAAACACACAGAUGCACACAAAAAAGACCAGGCGAGGACUGUUCAAUUUACCACAGAUGACUCAGGAAACGCUAUCUUGAGUUAAAAGAUGCGGAAACACUGGAUCUAGGACUAAAAUGAUAAAACCAUGAUAAAAUAUAAUGAAGGUGAUGAAGCAUUAAAAGUUAAUUAAAUAAAACAGUCUUAAAUUCAAACAAUAACAGAAAAUAAAUUUAAAAAAAGAGGUCAUAAAACACCAAAUAGUUACUCUGGGGCUAAAACAGGGUAAAAUCACAUAAUGCAGAUUAAAAGAUUAAAACAAAACUGAACUAAAAGCCAGACUAAAAAGGUAGGUCUUGAGUUUCCUUUUAAAAAUAUGAACAGUAGGUGUCGCUCUCAGGUCUGUAGGUAGGCUUUUUCACAGAUGGAGAGCGUGAUGUUGGAACGAUGAUUCACCAUAAGUUUUAGUUUUUACUUUGGGAACAAUUAAAAGACCACUACCUGAAGACCUGCGGGCUCUACUCGGCUCAUACAGUAAAAGCAAAUCAGACAAACAAGAAGAACCAAGACCAUUAAGAGCCUUAAAAACUAAUAAAAGAACCUUAAAACCUUCUCUAAAAGACACAGGUAACCAAUGCAGAGAUUUUAAAAUUGGUGUGAUGUGGGGCUCUCUUCCUGGUUUUCGUCAGCAUGCGUGCAGCUGAAUUUUGUAGAAGCUGAAGCUGUGAAAUGUUCUUUUUAGGAAGACCAGGGAGGAGAGCAUUGCCACAGUCAAUUCUACAGGCGAUAAAAGCAUGAAUAAGAACAUCUGCAUUGGCUUGAAAGAGAAACUGGCGCACUGUGGAGAUGUUCUUUAUAUGAUAAAAUGCCUUUUUGGUAACAUCUGGUAUCUGUGUCUCAAAACUGAGGUUUGAAUCAAAUGUAACACCCAGAUUUCCAACUUCUUUGCAUGGAUUAAAAGCUAGAGCUUGGAGUUUCUGCUCCAGUUUCUCUCGCUGUGGACCUGUACCAAUAACUAAAACCUGAGUUUUGUCCUGAUUUAGCUGCAAAAAGUUGUCUGCCAUCCAGGACUGGACGUCUAAAAUACAAAGCUCAGACUGUAUUCGUGCAUGUUUUUAAAGCAAAUAAUCUAAAGUCUUACUGAAUUUCUCUGCUCCUGUCAAACAGCCAUCAGAUGCUUUGAUCCUUGGAAAGAUAAAAAAUGUGGAAUGCGUGCUCCUUGCAAGGUAAGACAGUUUUUUGAACUUUGUUUUUAAGUGUGACUGAAACACUUUGGCACCAUCUAGUGGAUAAACCCAUUUUCGUCAUACACUGUUUAUACCUCUAUGAACCCUCAACAUGUCUUCAAUCUUUCUCUCCAUUUUACAAUUAUAACCUUUACAUUCUCCACAUCCUCUUUUUUUCCCCCUUGAAUACAGGCAUGGGAGACAACACACCAUAAUGCCGUCCAAUGUAAACUACCAGGCCAACAUCUGGGCUCUGAGAGAGGAGGGCUGUACCCAUCUGCUGGUUACCACAGCCUGCGGCUCACUGCGAGAGGAGAUUCAGCCGGGAGACAUUGUCAUUAUAGAUCAGUUUAUAGACAGGUGAGUGGGAUGUUAAAACUACAUCUGCUGCAGGAUAUGCAGGGAGAGAAUUUUAAUUGUGUUAUUGAAAUUUUUUUUAACAUUGGCUAAAAGUAUGCUUGGCAGUGAGUGUGAUCAUCUUGGCUCUGGCUGCUGUAACAGUCGCAGGUCGAAUAGUGAGAUAGUGCUGUGCAGGUAAGGUGACAAAUGUUCAUUAUAUUCGAGGACACUGCUGUGCUGCAAAAUGAUGACCUGAAGUUAUUUUAACAGAAGACCAUAUAGGAUUUAAAAAAAAAAAGAUUACAGGUGAUAUUAGCACAAGCAUAACAUUUUCUCUGGUGUGUAAACAGAGCAAGCUGUUAGAGCGUACUGCACAAAUAUGAAUGGAGACAGUCGGUCUGUGAGAGUUUUUUGUUUUUACUAAAACCUGAUCCCAGUUUCAGUCCCACUGCAGUAGUUCUGAGAAAGCUUCGGCCUCCAUUCAGAAAAAGGCAAACAUGUAUCACCUAACACAUCCCAGUUCUUUCACACAGAAUACAGAACACUGUGAAGUACAGACCUAAUAAUAUCCAAAAAAUGCAAAUGAGCUUUUCAUCACUGAAGGACUUAAACUCAUGUGACCAGCAACCGCAUUCAGCCAUCCUAAUCUUACAAAAACAGCUUAUGAAAUAGAAUAUAGAUUUGAUCUCAGUACUUAUUUUAUUGGUUUAGCUUUUUGAGGACUCAGGUCAAGAAAUUUGAAUAAAAACGUUGUGAUAAUAUUUUUUUGUUGACAAGAAUCCAGUAUGCAAAGACUGGUUUGUUUAUGGUCUGAAUGUGUUCCUUUAAGGGUUUUGACCCUUAUUUUCCAGCUAUUAUUGAUCCCAAACAAGUGUGUUGUAUAAUAACACAAGCAUCUCUUCACACAUCUCGCAGUGAGGACUUGUGUUAUUGUGGAGCUUGCAUGUUAUAUCAGCCCCGUGGAAGAGGGAGAGGACUUUACUCCCACAUGACGCAUUGAUCAUAGCGGAUGUUUGCUAACUAACUGGUUCUGUUGUGAAGAAUCAUGAACCGUUCCUCAAUGUUUUGUUGGGCCUUGAGAUGUCGUAGCGUAUCAGAUGUUAAGGUUGUCGUCACUCUGGUGCUCCACGUUUGACACGGGUGAGAAGUCGUAUCCUUUGUUACUUGAGUUUAGCUUCUGAGAUAUUUUAGUUAACAGCGAGGCCUCCUUCCUGUUUGUCUUGUGUUUCACUUUCUCACAAUUCCAGUCAGUUCUCAGAACGUUCAUUUAAACAAACUCAAAGCAGCUUUUGUUUAGAUCUCCUGUAAUAAUUCCUUCAUGUACUCAUCAUGAGUAUAUUUAAUUCCUCUAUUAUAAUGUUAUAAUGGCAGUAUAUUGAUAUUGUCUGUGUUUUUAUGAGAUUCUGACAUUUAAGUCUUUCAAAAGUAUUCCUACCAUAAUUUUAGAAGAUACUCUUGCAUUUGUUGUUUCACAUCAUCAGAAGCCCACACUCUCAAGAUCACACCUGUAGGUGAACCCGAGAAUCAUUCUUUGUCAGUAACACUGAAAAGCAAACUUUCUCAGACGUUUCAGACCGCAAGGCAUGACAUGACCCCGAGGGAGAGUUAUUCUCUUUCACUAGGCUUAUUUUACAAGUUCCUGUUGAUAACUCAGUGGUAACUCGUAACAAUUCACUGGUACAUGUCUUACCGUUGAUCUGACUUACAGCUGGUUAGAGAUAAGAAGCAGACUGCCUUCACACAGUCCUGUCAGUGUGCUUCUCAUCACGUUGCCUCUAGCUUUGCCCGCCUGUCUUGGAGAAUCCGACAAAUAGUUAAACUACCAGUAUCAAGCACAGACGAGAUCUAUUUAUCAGACAUGAGGAAGUUGUUUGUUAGGACUUGUUCAGACUUGUCCCGCAGCAUGUGACAGCAUGUUUCCACAGGCCUCACUAUUGAUGCCACUUUUGUUGUGUCACCUCUGCUGCUCCCAGCCAAACACUCGGUUGCUAUGUUACCGUGGACUGUGCCAAGUGAGAAGCAUCAGUCCUUAAGCAGGGACGAAGUUUUAACUCCUACAAGUUUAAUUUAUUUGUUCUUGUUUGCAGUUUUACUCCACUUAGAACUGUAUUUGAUAGAACUGUGACAGAAUCCACUUAUUCAGUUCCUUACACUGUAAUCCACAUGGAUGCAUUUUCGUAUUUAAGAACACCGAAGACACACAUUCAUACACUGAUGGUCAUACAAGGUGCCAACUUGCCCAUCAGGAUCUACACAAUGACUUGUUCGCACCCAUGCAUUUUUCAGUCACUGUGCCUCCAGGGGCAGUUUUGUUCUCAGUAUCUUGCCCGAGGUGAUUAUUAGUCAUGCAAAUUAAAGGAACUGGGGAGUGCUGAAUGGCGUUCUCUGUGCGGCCAAAAGUAAACGGACACCUUGUACUCAUUUUGGGAAACUUGAUCAUUUCACCUGAACCAGCAUUUACACAUGCAGUGAAUCCAGAUCAUGAGAGAAUUUUCUACUGAAAAUGUUUAUAGUUUUAAAAUUAAUGAUAAAAAGCUCAUUGACUCUGAUUGUGGUACUGCUGUAGAAUUUUUUUUUAUCGAGGAGUUUUUAUUUCUAAUCAUCAUAACGACAGAAACAAUGGAUUAAUAAUGAUAAUAAUAGUUAUGAUAAUAAAUUGGCCUAAUCAAAUUGUAAGUGUUGAUACAGUGAAGUAUCCUGGAAACAAACCCUGCUCUGAAGCAGAUUUAGGGGUGUGGUAACACUUUUGUUAAACCCUGAAACCCAAAAGGCAAAACUGAAAGUCUGUCUAUAACCCCGACUCAACACUCUUGAUUUGCUUGAUUUUGUUAAACCACACCUUGAUCAGCUUGAGUUUCACAUUAAAUCAAAUGACAGUGCUCUGAUCUUAUAGACACUCACACAAUAUUAACAAUCCAAGUCCUUUAAAAAUUUAAGUGUUAUACCAAUUUUUGUAAGCCUGACCUAUUUAUUUUACAUUUUUGGGGGGACUACAAGAAAACCAGGAUUGAAGAGAAAACUUUCUGUAUUUUUGGAGCAGAUGAAUAAUCUUAACUUUUCAUGGUUAUUCAAUGUAGAAGUCCUUUUCCUCUUUCUCGAUUAAAAACAUGACGAAUUUUCGAUAACUCGAUUUCUGUUGCAUACGCCGGCAUUGUGCUGUGCUCCAUGUUUGUCUCUCACACGGCUGUCGUUAAUUCUCUGUAGGGUGGAGCUGAAGACGGUUCAUUCCAUUUCAGUGUUAACUUUUCUCUUCUUUAUGAAUCAAAGACAGGGUUGGGCGUCACUGUUGGAGAUUGCUAUUGUCUUUGGCAGAGUCACUCAUGUUUUAAAUGGUUGAGAUAUUUGUCUGAGGUGUUCAUGUUGACGGUGAUUCUUGAAAUUUUCGGGGUCAUAAAAGUGAAAAUAGAAAGAAUCUGCCAAAUAAGUCACAGUUUAUUUCAAGUGAACAUAAACUUGAGCAAAACAGGCGACAUAGUUGAGGUUUGUGUGGCAUGCAGUGACGAAAAACUUUCGUUUUGUCUGUUUUUACCAGAACUACCAAGAGAGCUCAGACUCUGUACGAUGGACAGCCUACCAGUCCUCCAGGAGUGUGUCACAUCCCCAUGGCUGAGCCUUUCUGCAGCAAAACCAGAGAGGUGGGUCCUUGGAUUCCUGAACACAUGUGCCAGUUAAUAAACCUUAUCUAUUGUGGUCAGCAUCAAGCUUUUGUUCAAUGAUUCAUUUCAAACAUUUGUUCCAAAUUUACUUCCAAAUUGUCUUCUGCCCCAAAUUUCCACUGGAUAUGGUCACAGAGCUGCAGUCUUGCUCUUAAUGGUUAAAUUUUGCAUCAGUAUUUCACUUAUGUUGCUCUGAAAUGAUAUAUGAAUGAAUUUUAUAUGUAUGUGUAUAAAUAUUUAUAUUUCAAAAGGGUUAUUUAUGCAAAAUGUAAUUAAAGAAUCUAAUAACAUUUACAUUCAUGAUAGUAUUUUGGUAUUUGAAGCAAAAGUAUAAUUUUUGCACUUUUCUGUCAUAUCAAGUAAAUGAUCAUAGCUCAGAUCUUAACUUCAGGAAUGAGCCGCUGAUUUAAGUUGAUGAAAGCUCAACUUUGGGUUAAUUGUAUCUUGCAGGUUAGCAGAAUAUGAUGGCAUCCAUUCUAGCAUGAACAGCAUUUACACACCAGGUGUUAUUAUGAAAAUACGUGUUUGAAAAGUUGGAUUAAACGAUUAAUAAUCAAAGAUGCAUCCAUCUCUUAUCCCGUUGGUGUAAUGUUGAUGUUUAUCAUGUCUGCGUCUGUCGUGGUGCAGGUUUUGGUGGAGGUGGCCCGCAGCUUGGGGAUUAAGUGCCACGUCCGAGGGACCAUGCUGUCCAUCGAGGGGCCUCGCUUCUCCUCGCGGGCCGAGAGCCUGAUGUUCCGCCAGUGGGGCGCUGACGUCAUCAAUAUGACAACCGUGCCAGAGGUGGUCCUCGCCAAGGAGGCCGGCUUGUGCUAUGCCAGCAUUGCCAUGGCAACAGACUAUGACUGUUGGAAGGAACACGAGGAGGCGGUGAGUGGCGGGCUGGCGCUCCUCAGGGCCGUUUUUAUCACUUUGAUGUCUCUUCUGUCUUUGUUUGUGCCUCGAGUGAGUCAUCACGGCCUCACGCAUGGUUGGGGCACUUCAGGCGACAUCAGUUGUUUGUCACUCUGUGUGGUUGUCUGUCAGGCCAGUAAUAACGGAUUUAACUGUAAUUCGACUGUUAUUUGUUUGAAGGUGUCUUGGACUCCUUUAGUAAACAAAGUCCUAACUGUCGCUGGAGAUCAUUGGAUUGUAGUUGGAAACCAGCAGGCUGGAGACAAGUGAGAUCCAAACCCAAUCUAUCUUAAUGCCAUCCUUUCAUUUUUCCCCAUUGAUACUUUCGUUUCAUCUGCCUUCUAUUGGGCUGUGGCAGUGGCAGAUGUUUUAUAGUAUUGUCUUGUCCUCUUAGUUCGCCGCUGAAACAGCAUCACCUUUUGAACUGUUUAUUUAACAGAAAAAUGAAAAAAAAGGCCUCAUUCUGCAGGAUUUCAAUAUCCAGCCUUUGCCCUGGAAUUUCAGGAUUAGUUCAAUCUGAUGGUGUAUAAAACUGCUCAUACAUGAACACACUCAUGAGCAUGUUUUCUAUAGUUAAGUCAUGGCAUUUGAGAAUUGAUGUGAAAUUUUGUACCAGAUCACUCUGUAUAACUCUGUUGUGUCCUGUUUAUUGCACCCAGCAGACUCCUCCACACAGAUGCUUUAAAAAUCCUGUCUCGGACUUCCCUGCUCGUAUUUACCACAUUCCUUCUUACAAGAAAGCAGAUUAUUCUAAACUGUUUAACAGCCAGCCGACUUAAUCUCUGCAGCCUGUAGCCUGGGGAAUGCAUAAAGGUGCAGCAUAAAUAACCACUGACCCAGUGAAAUAAUUUGGUCUCAUGAAAUUGUGCUGCACCAUUCAAAUGCAGCUCCCACGCAGUGUUUCUGUGCAUGAAUUUCAGGUUUAAAAAUACCGGAAAUGAAAUGAAUAAGAGAAACCAUGCGAUCAAACAUUCGUCCUAUCAAACAUCGCCUUGUAAAAAUGAGAAUCCAUUCACAUCAUUUGUCCAGUCAGCUGAAUUCACAGUGAACCGUAAGCUGCCCCUCUCAUGAAUUGGGGUUGACUUUUUGGCGACAGCAACUUAAUAGGAAGCUUGCAGGUUGAUUGAGGAAGAAGACAAGGGCCCAAACAAUGUGGUUGUGAAAAAAGGAACAGAAACUUCUGCUAUUUUUGAUGAAGAUGGAUUCAGGAGAGAGGAUGUCUACUGAUGCUGAGCAGCAGAGUGAGCCCCGUCAUAAAAGCUGAUGUUUUUCACACACACCUCAUCCUUUCAUCAUAAUAUUGAACGAAAUCAGCGAGCGGUGCAGAUUUUCCUCAGUCCAAAGGCCUUGAGCAAAACAAAACCGUCUUCUUAGGUUAUUACUGAGCUCAAAGUGACUACGAUACAGCGGGACUGACGAUCUGGACCCUGUGAAUUCAUGUGAAAUCCUUCUUCAGCAACCAAACCAGACCACAUUCUUAGUGAGUUAUGUAACAUUCGACUGGAUCAUCUUUGUCCUCAUUAAUUUUACUCCACUCAGGAGAGUUAUUAAUAGCUUUAUUUUCACUUCCCUCUCUCCAAAAGGCAGAUUGUCAGAGUUUUGCUUUUCAAAAUUAAGCUUGUCUGCCGCUAACUGCAGCGUUCGGUCUCUUCCUUUAGCCGGAAUUGUUAUCUCAUGGUGCAUAACAUCCGUCUUGAAUUUCUUACAAAGCAUGAUAGUGUUUGAUCACUUUCAGAUGACCAGAACAAAAUAGAACAAAAGUAGGACAACUUAAUCUCGAUGGAGGUGGAGUAACAACACACUUUUUUUUUUCUUUAAAGAAAGGAGCAAUUCAGCAGAGACAUGAAAAAACUGACUUAACAGCCAAAAAAAUAGGGAGCAGAGGAGCAUAACCUCAGAGGAUGAAGAUCAUAAAGUCUGGGGGUAUGCCUAAAUUUGAGCUAAUAAGCAGAAAAGAGUCGUUCCUUUAGUCUCUCUUCCAUCAUAAAAAGUUUAGAUGGUUUGGAUAGAGUUAAUAUAUCCCUAAAGCUUUUAAGAAAAUUAACGUUUGUUCUACUUCCACUAUUUAGUUCUCCAGGGAGGUAUCCACCAUCUGUCCUCCGUACGCAGACCGCAGUAUCUGUGGCUUCGUGAGGCUUCCGAAUGACCUCAGACAGACACUGUUGAUAAAGCAGUAGAUGAACUGUGGGGGCGAGUUUAGGCAUAUUUGUCACAGAUCCAGCCCAACUCACAACUCCACUUCCGAGUUCCUGCAGCUGACCUCUUCCCCCUCCUGUUGCAGAGCAUUCGCCACAUCCUUCCGCCUGCCCCCACCGCCUCCACCCUGUCUAAUACUACCUCCUGCCCCCCCCUCACUCCCUCCCUCUCUCCCUCAAGUCAAUUCGCCUGCCAGCCUCCGGUGGAAGCCCUGCCAGAGGAGGUUGACUCACACUGAGUCAUCAGCUUCACUGUCUUCAUCCUGGCAAACACCAGAAAAACAUUAACAUUUAGUGGGCCAUACAGCGUGGGACAUGAAAACAAAGCAGUGAGGGGAGGGGUUAAUGAAGGUUACAGGAGGUAAAUACAUAAAAACAGGACAGGAACCGUGCUGUCACUUCUAUUCACUGAAAAUUUAAUCUCGUAUUUACACAGAUUUAUUUGAAGAGUGUGAAGAAUCUAAGAAAAGACUCAGUAAAAAUGGGAUAAAAUAUUAGUUUAAGUUGCUGAACAUAAGAGAGAUUUCUGUUUUUAUGAACUAGCUGAAGCAUUCAGGUUUUUGCAGCUACUGAGGCAGAGGGUGAGAAGGAUGAGAAAGCCUUCAGCUGCAGAGACGGUCUGCCAGAAAACAUCGGAUGCUGGGUUUUUGUGCUCGUCUCAGUGCUUCACCUGCCUGUCAAAGCACUUUGUAAAGCCCUGUUUUUAAAAGUGUCAUAUUAAUAAAGCAAUUAUUUUUAUUAUUAUUAUUAUUAUUAUAAGGUUUCAGACAUGAUCUAAAUGUGAAAAUGAGAUCACUGUAUAAACAGCUUUUAUUCACUUAUCUUACUGUGUUUACAUCAUGAAAUCAGAUCCUGUUUUUAUAUAGAUAAGGCUACUUUUGACUCUACAAGCUCAAAAUCUUAUUUUAUCUUUUAUGAAUAUUAUUUGUCUCCACUGGUCCUGUCUUACCAUUAGCUUAGAAGUAAUGUGUGAAUUAAACACUGAACUGCAAACACAGCUGCUUACAUUAAUUACCCUAUUUUUCAGGCGCACCUGAAUGCACUUCUAGUUUAGACAUUACAGUCAGACAGUCUUGUAGACUGCUCAGGGGUCCUGUAAUGGGGCCGAUCAGGUAGUGACAGAGUGUACUGUAAUGCUCCAAUUAUCCAUUGAGUGGAUAUUUGUUGCCUACCAAAAUCGUACUCAGGCAUUUCGACAGAUUUUUGAGCGCAUUGUACUAUAGAAUCAGAGUGUACCACAUAAAAUCAGUCAGUAAGCACAGCAAGUAGUUAUACAUAAGGCACACUAGAUUAUAAGGCACACUGUCAAUUUCUGAGAAAAUUAAGGAUUUUAAGUGCGUCUUAUAGUCUGAAAAACACGGUAAUUUAACUAAAUCAGGUUUGGAAAACUACCAUUAAUGUCAUUAAAACAGCAGGAGUCACACUUAACUCUGCAACGCUUCAGCUUUAUCUGCUCUCAUCUUCAUAAGAUUGGAAAUUGAAUUUUAAUAACGAUCUGAAACCGCUCUGUUCAUGAAUGAGAUGCAAAGACUUUUGGGACGUUUUACUCAGAUAGGGACUUUCAUUAUGAACCCUAAGAGAAGGUCCCCUUCCACAGGAACCUCCAUCUUGCACUGCCGUCUUUGUACAGUGACCGCUGAAAAUGCACCCGCUGGAAGUGGAGGAUGAGAGUAGUUGUUUGCAAAGAAAGAAGAAACUAAUCUUCAGUAUAAUAGGAAUGACCAUUUCUACCUACUCACUUGUCAACAUUGUGCAUUCUCGAAUGUCUUCAUGCCUGAGAAAUACAUCCGUUUACUUGUUGUUCAUUGCUGGCUUUGGUAUAUGAUCGCCCAAUGACAUCGCUCUAAAAGCCGCACCUGUAUGCCCAGCUUGUAGGUGGUACUUCAUAUUCAAAGUAUAUGGGUCAUGUUUAAAUUGCUACAUAUUACGUCAGACUUUUCAGCUGGGAGGUCUACUAAAGGAGUAUUUCAAAUUCAAAGUGCAGAGCUGCUGUAUUUUCAUCACAGCAGCUGUAGGAAAAUGCUGCAUGCAGAAAGAAACCAAAUGGCCAAAAAGGCUGUGACAGGGUGACUUUACUGAUUUUAAUACUUCUUUUUUUGUUUUGUUUGCAUACAUGUUGUUGUAGAUGGAAUUUGAUAGACCUCUGUAUUUUGAUCAUGUUAAUUUUCACUGAAUGACAUCCUACACUGCUUGAAAUCUUGCUUUUGUUAUUUAUGUGAAGUAGAGCUGAAAAUGUUUGUGGUCUUGGCUCUAUAAAAUCGAAAGGGACCUGCAGAGGACUUAAAGGAAAUGAUCUCUUUAAGCUCAAUGUCCAGCAAACGUGUUAAUGUCUGCAGACACAUGAUUCAGAGACUCUCGAUGUAGAAGUGAAACGCUGACAAUCUGCUGAUAAUCUCCACUGAAAAGAAAUUAAAUAAGUCAUGAAUGUUGAAUAUGAAAACAAUGAAAGCACCUUCGUUGUUUUAGUCAACACAACCGAUUGUGUCGUCAACACAUUAGCCUGUGAGGAAUAAGCACUGAUUUUCUAUUCACAGUGGGAACAUUGUCUGUAGUAUCAAUAGGAAUACAUAAGAUGUUCAUAUUUAGCAAUCACAAAGUCGUUGUAGCACUUGGAGGAAGUGAGUCUUAUCACCCUGCGGCUGUUUGUCUUCUGCCCUCAUUCUAGGUCUGUGUUGACAAUGUACUCAAGACCAUGAAGGAGAACGCCAACAAAGCCAGCAGUAUCCUGCUCACUGCAAUACCUCAGAUUAGUCAGAUGGACUGGGCUCUGACAAUGAAGACCUUGAAAGUAAGUUGUCAACUUUAUGAUGAUUCACUUCCGUGGGGUUACUCAUUGGACUAGUUAUGAAAGAAGGAUUGUUUACUCUUAAAGCUUGCUAUCUCUUAGACUGUUGCAGUUAUUGUUUUUCUCUCUUACUGUUGUCUCUUUAGGCAUGGUUCAAAUAAAUGAUUUAUAUACUCUAUAUUUACAAUAUAGAGUGACCACUUUCUGUCCACUAUGUGUUUAUGAGGGCAAUUGAUACUGUACAGCCACAAGUGAGCAGGGGCGGUUUCUUUUAUUUGAGGGGCUGCCUUUGACACUCAUUGUGCUUUGUUAGCGUCUUUAUAGAGCUGUAAAUCAGCUGGUUUAGAUAACUAUGAAGACCCAUUCACAGUGCACCCAAAACACUGCAACUUGUGAUUUUUCUACUCAGUUAACUUCACAUAUGGUGUAACAAUCACAGUUUAAGAAUACUGCACCUGUAUUUUAUAAAAUGUACCACAUGACCAACUUCCUGUUUUUUCACUCUGUACAUUAUUUGCAUCAAUUUUUACAUAAUUUUUGAAUUUGCUUGAAAUUUAAGGUCACAGAAAGGAUAAAUAAUUACAUUUAUUCUUAGGAAGUUUUUCUUUUUUAGUGUAUAUGUUUUUACUUGGAGAUAGUAGCCUCUUGAUGUUUCACAUUUCUCCUGGCUGCUACAUCAGAUUUUAAAACAUUAAAAGAUAAGCAGAAUAAUAAAUAAAACUCAUAAAAAUGAACUCCUCAAUCAAGAGCAAAUGCACCCCUCAAACAAACCCCACAGUUCGAGCACGAUCUGUGAAGUGAUUGUCUUUGCUUAUCUGUGAUGCAUAAAUUGAAUAUCCGCUGUUUUGUUCCUUCUGUUCCAGGCAACAGCACAAUCUUCAGUAAUGUUACCCAAACACUAAGUGUGCAGCAAGCAAUGGAGUUGAAAUGGACGAGGGUCCAACAGACCUCUGGCACCGACACGGACAGCAGACUUGCCUCUGCUUCAUCAGUGAACUACAACAAAGUGCCUCACAUAAGUAAUCCAUGAACUCUGUAUUCAGUUGGAGUUCCAGUGUGUUUUUUUCCAACCCCAAGUACUCACACCACCCUCCAACUACAUGCCGAUUCAUGCUCACUCUUUUUUUUUUUCUAAGACACAGUCAACAGUAUUGUCUCUCAAGUAGGAGUUUUCUGUCACUUUACCUCGGGCCACAGUUGAAACAUUUCACAGAAUAAACAUAGAUUUCAAAUCCUUUGAGAUUAUCCAUGAUCUGGAUCCGGACUCCGGAUCAUGUGUUAUAGUUUUACAGUACACGUUUGUGGUUCUGGUGUCUUCAAUGUUAAGAUUUGUUGCCUGUGGACCAUCAGUGUCUUUAGGGCUGUUGAAGCAGUAUACAAUUAAUUGCUUUAAGUGUAGCACAUGAGAACUGAAUGCCGUAGUCACAUUUGAUGUUUUACUUUUGAACACAUUCGUUGAUUUCAGUGAGUUAUCAGUAUGCCAGUCAAAUUUCUUUUUAACGGUUCAACCAGAAAAGUCUGAACUAUUAUUCAACACUUUUUAACUUUUCCUUGUUAGUUUCUCUUCAUCAUGGUUUAAAAUCCUAUAUUCCUUUUAUUUAUCUGAGGUAAUCUGAGCUGUAAAUUGAGUUUUUUCCAGCUAUUAAACCACGUUAUUGAUCGCACUGAGAACUGUUGAAAAACACAUCUUAGAAAUCACAUAAAUUUGUUACUGGAAAAAGCUGGAAAGACAUUGUACCUAUAAAAUCAGCCACACUGCAUUACACUCUGCCGUAUCUGAGAAGAUUCACUCGUUCAUUGCCUUGUCUUAACAUGAAUGCAUGAUUCAGCAUAAAUAUCUGAAUAAAAACUAUUAAAGUUAA